Messenger RNA from Torulaspora globosa, 3909 nucleotides. RefSeq lists its product as uncharacterized. Lineage: Eukaryota; Fungi; Ascomycota; Saccharomycetes; Saccharomycetales; Saccharomycetaceae. The coding region runs from base 1 to 3909 and encodes 1302 amino acids. The transcript has a single exon. The record is from RefSeq and is a predicted model, not a curated record.
AUGAAUCAGGUGUCAUCUGGUUCAUCUUCAUCCCUUUGUGAGAGAGCUUCACCUGCGCCUUCAAUUUCGCAGCUGUACGGGAUUAAUACCGAAACCGAUGAUACUUAUCGAUUUGCAUUGAGAUUGCUGGUGCUGGAAUACAUUAAUGAGCCUAGGUUUCGAAGUAAAUAUGUUGCGGAAUCGACAGCUGUGAGAAAACCUUCUCCAUUGGCAGCUAGUAACUAUAAUAAAAGAGCGUCAUGGUUUUCUAACGGCUCAUCUAUGCUCAGCAGAGAGAGUGAAGAGAGUGAUGCUGUUCAAAAAACCCUUCCAAAGUUGGAAAAGUACUUAAGUAAUGUGGCGAUCAACAAUGUCGCCAUUCGUGAUGGUAAGCUGAGAAGAAGUCUUCUGAAGUUUUACAAUGAUGUCUUUUUGAAUCCAGAAAUGAGCAGGACUUUGGAGGCAGCACAGGGGUUUGAGGAAAUAAUAGUUUAUUUUACCAAGGCUUCCAAUGGGGAGCUGAACAAACUGGUCGUUGAGAACAUUCACGAGGAGUUGUAUUGCGAAAUUUCGUACUUCAUCGACUUGAUCAUCAAACUGGCUGCUGAUGAUCUUCCUGCGAACUCCGUAUCCAAGCUUCAGGAGUACAAGGAGACGGUGAAACCAAGAAAAGUAUCACUGAAAAAAUAUAGCACAUCGGCUGUGAUAAGCCGAGCUUCUUCGCCUAAUUUGGUUGAGGUGAGUACGAAACCAGCAUUCAAAUUAAAAGAGAUCACGCAUUCAUCGUAUUUCAUGGACCUCUUUCAAGUUUCUUCAAUUACCUUACAGCAAGAUGUCAUCAAGGUUAUGGACGAAGCCGUGAAUGCCGCAUAUUGCAAGGAGCUUCGUGCUUGGAAAGAAAAGACCAGAGCAGGAAAGGGCCGUUUUAAUGUCGAGAAUUUCCCUUCGGAAAGAGAAUUCAAGCUGUGGGAAUUUUUUGAGAUAGGAGAGAUCGCCUCUUUGCUCGAUAGAUUCGAGUCGGAUGAGGCUGGUGUGACAAACGGUAACGACUCUCCCGUCAUCAUACCGCCUGACGCUAGAAAUUCCUUUGUUUCUUUGGUUUCCAGAAUUCUUUUGCUUGAGUCGAAACAAAAUGUCAACUCUCUUAAUCUGUCUCAGAGUGCUUUGUUUUUCAUCACAAAGGCUUCUAAGUAUUGGAGAUUGAAUUAUCAUUCCACCCUCGCCUCAUUGAUCUACACUGCGGCAAACCUGACCAUACUGAGCGGCGAAGAGAUAAACCUGAAUCUUGCAGAAAAUCUGCUGAAUUUCAUUCGACUGAAGGUACUAAAGGUGGAGACCAACAUGGAAACGUCCCUUUGGAAUGAUCUUGACAGGAAACAGUGGUCGGAAAACCUCUUGUAUUCGGCGAACCAGUGCAGCAACAUGAUUGAUAAUUUGUUAACGGCACUGUUCGCAAGUACAAAGCCCAAAUUCUCAAAGGCUCUAUCAUUCUACUACUGUAAUAUCAAAGAGGACCCAUGUAUGACAAUGGACCAGCAGCAAUCCAACAUCCUUGAUCGACAAAUGCUCAAGAGAUUUCGUAAGACUGUUUUCAAAACAAGCGAGCGUUUCUAUAUAUCACUGCUUGAUCAGGUUCCAAAGGAUAGUACCAUCAAAAUCCAGCAUAUUCAGAAUGUUGCAGAGCAGAUCAUUGAACAGAUUAAGAGCAUUCAGAAAAGGUACAAUAAGCCGCUGUUGGACAAGAUUAACUUGGCCUUUGAAUGUUCUACAGUUUUAAUUGAAGCAUUUGGAUCGGAUAUCUCAGCCAUGGUGAAGCGCGCGAAGAAGUAUGGAUCUGUAGAGUUGGGUCAACCGAUUGCUCCAGUAGACGCUUUAGAGGCUUACUCCGUUUUCAAGGAGCUACGGUCCAUUUACAAGCAAGUGCGACCGAAUAACUCCUUUCCGUGCAAUCUAGAAAAGCUGUUUGUGAAAUACGUUACUCAGUUGUGUGACGAGGUGAGCCAAAAGGUACUGAAAGUUAUAGAAUCCUCCAUCCAAAAUGAAACGUGGGAAUUUGUGAAUCCAGAAGUGCCGUUUAGUAACUCAGUGCUCGAUAUUUUUAAGAUGAUAAAUGAAUCAAUUAACUUGUUCAAGAAGCUUGAUUGGCAAGAGGACUAUCAGAUAGCCAAAGUAAUAACAUUUCUUUUGAAAUCUUUCUCCGACGGUUUGCUCUUUUACACUAACACGUUGCUUAGGAUGAUUGAAGAAGACCUCAUCCAAGAUGCGGAACACCUGCGAUUGAAUGACAAAGAAAGGAGAAGCGUUUCUGGAACUAGGCCGUAUAUGGAAAAGGCCCAUCACAGUUGGUCAUUUCAUGGAAUGAAGAAUGCUCUGAGGUCUUCUCAGGUGGCUGAAAUACCUGGACCUUACCAGUUCAAGAACCGCACAUGCGUUCUGCUGAGCAAUUUCGAGUCGAUGAUUCAGAAAUUGAAUGAUCUUGAUGAGCAAAUCAAUGCCGAACAGCUUUCUAAAAUCGUUCAGGCGCACGAAGGUGACAACUCCAGAAGAAAGAAUUCUAAAGAUGAAGACACAGCGUUGCAUCAGCUUUACACCAUACGCAUCAUCAAGGCGAAGGGAAUUAAGGGAUUCUCAAAAGCUGGACUCUCCAACGCUUUAGUUUCCAUCGUGGACACUUCAAAACAUCAUGAAAUUGGAAAGACUAAGCUCAUCAAUAAUACUAUUAAUCCAAUGUGGGAUGAGGAGUUCGAAAUCGAAACUCCUGUGAACAAAUCACAGUCCUUAACCAUGAUGGUAUGGCAUCGUCCCUCUGGCAGAUUUAACUCUUUUAGCAGCUACGAACUUUGUGGCAAAUGCUCUAUAUUAUUGGAACCCAAGAAGUUUAGCGAUGACGGCUUUCCCAAUGAAGUGACUCUUCAACUCGACACGCAAGGGAAGCUCUACCUAGAGAUAGCUCUCGAGAGCGAGAAGGUAGAUGCACUAUUCGCGAUGGGAAGAACUUACCGGACGUUAACCAGGGCUAGAGAUAGAGCUAUCGAACUGAUCAUAAGUAAAUUCUCGGCAUGCAUUGGAUACGCUUUCUCUCGGACAACGUUGGAAAAGGUUUGCGGCUCUCAUGGUACACUUAUCGUGUCAAAAAAUGAAGUUUACGAAGCGAUUGUCCCACUUUUCGACUAUUUAAACUCAAACUUGAACAUCCUGGCUUCUAGUCUUUCUCAAGAUCUUCUCUUCAAAAUAAUGCUGAGGGCCUGGUCAUGUAUCCUCCAGGCGGCAGAUGCUUUGCUUUUACCGCCAUUAUCAAUAGCUCGAAAUAAGAGACUCUCUGGAUCAAAGUCCUUUUUUGGCAGCGCCGUCUCAGCCGCCUUGCAUAACACGUAUGUUGUGCCCGGCUAUGGCAGGGCGCUCACAUUGGUAGAGGUCGAAACUGUCUUUUCCUGGCUGUAUGCCCUGUGUGUGGACUUCUUCCACAACGGUGGUGAGGGUCCGCCGCUCAGCGAUUUGAAGAACAGUCACUAUCAAACAAUGCUCUUAAUCGCCGCCUACUACGAUAAAAAUGCGAAUGAGUUGAAACAGGAGGUUGAGAGGCUGUCGCCGAGUUAUGCUAAAUAUAUCAACAAACUGGCAUUUGGGCUUGAUAACCAUAGAAGACUCAGCAACCGAUUGGUGACGUUGGCGCGGAAAGAGACGAUUAUGGCGAACGCAUCAAAGAAGGCAAGAUUAAAAAUUCAACAAGAAAUCGAACAAGAUCAAAACGAUUCUCUUGAGAGGUCGAGCGAAACGUUGGAUAUCGUGUUCAGAAUCUUGCUAGUCAAAGGCGAGGCAGACUUUGUAAGCCAGCAACUAGCUGUCAGAAGUAAGAUGAAAAAGUCUGUCGCCACGGAGAAGCUGGUCAAGGCUGCUGUACAGGGACAGAGACUGAAAUACAAGCAUUGA